Ficedula albicollis (Collared flycatcher) is the source of this 5123-nucleotide messenger RNA. Its product is annotated as myosin heavy chain, skeletal muscle, adult-like. The transcript has 36 exons. Gene Ontology annotation, molecular function: ATP binding; cytoskeletal motor activity; actin filament binding. The record is from RefSeq and is a predicted model, not a curated record. The coding region runs from base 1 to 4986 and encodes 1661 amino acids. Gene Ontology annotation, cellular component: myosin complex. NCBI's taxonomy places the organism in Eukaryota, Metazoa, Chordata, Aves, Passeriformes, Muscicapidae.
AUGAGCAUCAUUCCUUUGGAGAGAAUUGAGGCCCAGAACAAACCCUUUGAUGCAAAGACAUCUGUCUUUGUGGUACAUGCAAAGGAGUCCUAUGUGAAAGGGAAAAUUGAGAGUAAGGAUGCAGGGAAGGUCACUGUCAAGACUGAAGGUGGAGAGACCCUGACGGUGAAAGAAGAUCAAAUCUUCUCCAUGAACCCCCCCAAGUAUGACAAAAUCGAGGACAUGGCCAUGAUGACCCACCUCCACGAACCCGCUGUGCUGUACAACCUCAAAGAGCGUUACGCAGCCUGGAUGAUCUACACCUACUCGGGUCUCUUCUGCGUCACUGUCAACCCCUACAAGUGGCUGCCGGUGUACAACCCCGAGGUGGUGUUGGCCUACCGAGGCAAGAAGCGCCAGGAGGCCCCUCCACACAUCUUCUCCAUCUCUGACAACGCCUAUCAGUUCAUGCUGACUGAUCGGGAGAACCAGUCCAUCCUGAUCACCGGAGAAUCCGGGGCCGGGAAGACUGUGAACACAAAGCGUGUCAUCCAGUACUUUGCAACAAUUGCAGCCAGCGGAGAGAAGAAGAAGGAGGAGAAGUCAUCAGGCAAAAUGCAGGGAACGCUUGAGGAUCAAAUCAUCAGCGCCAACCCACUGCUGGAGGCCUUUGGAAACGCCAAGACUGUGAGGAAUGACAACUCCUCACGCUUUGGCAAAUUCAUCAGAAUCCACUUUGGGGCCACAGGCAAACUGGCUUCUGCUGACAUUGAAACUUACCUGCUGGAGAAGUCCAGAGUCACUUUCCAGCUCAAGGCGGAAAGGAGCUACCACAUCUUUUAUCAGAUCAUGUCCAACAAGAAGCCAGAGCUAAUCGAAAUGCUCCUCAUUACCACCAACCCAUUUGACUUCCCUUUCGUGAGUCAAGGUGAGAUCACUGUUCCCAGCAUUGAUGACAAGGAGGAGUUGAUGGCGACAGAUAGUGCCAUUGACAUCCUGGGCUUCACUGCAGACGAGAAAACAGCCAUCUACAAGUUGACAGGGGCUGUCAUGCACUAUGGGAACCUGAAGUUCAAGCAAAAACCAAGAGAGGAGCAGGCAGAGCCUGAAGGCACAGAAGUUGCUGACAAGGCUGCCUACCUGAUGGGUUUGAACUCAGCUGACAUGCUCAAGGCCCUCUGCUACCCCCGAGUGAAGGUGGGGAAUGAAUACGUGACCAAGGGCCAAACAGCACAGCAGGUUCACAAUGCUGUGGGUGCCCUGGCAAAGGCACUCUAUGAGAGAAUGUUCCUGUGGAUGGUUGUUCGCAUCAACGAGCAGCUGGACACGAAGCAGCCCAGGCAGUACUUCAUUGGUGUCCUGGACAUUGCUGGCUUUGAGAUCUUUGAUUUUAACAGCUUUGAGCAGUUGUGCAUCAACUUCACCAAUGAGAAACUGCAACAGUUCUUCAACCAUCACAUGUUCGUGCUGGAGCAGGAGGAGUACAAGAAGGAGGUGAUUGAAUGGACAUUCAUUGACUUUGGCAUGGAUCUGGCUGCCUGCAUUGAGCUCAUUGAGAAGCCCAUGGGCAUCUUCUCCAUCCUGGAAGAGGAGUGCAUGUUCCCCAAGGCAACUGACACCUCUUUCAAGAACAAGCUCUAUGACCAGCACCUGGGCAAGUCCAGCAACUUCCAGAAGCCAAAACCUACCAAAGGGAAGGUUGAGGCUCACUUCUCCCUGGUGCACUACGCUGGCACAGUGGACUAUAACAUCACUGGCUGGCUGGAGAAGAACAAGGACCCUCUGAAUGAAACUGUCAUUGGGCUGUACCAGAAAUCGUCUGUGAAGACCCUGGCCUUGCUCUUUGCCAACUAUGGUGGAGCAGAUGCAGCCGAGGCAAGUGGUGGUGCUGGCAAGAAAGGUGCCAAGAAGAAGGGUUCUUCCUUCCAGACUGUCUCAGCUCUUUUUCGGGAGAAUUUAAACAAGCUGAUGACCAACCUGAGAAGCACCCACCCCCAUUUUGUACGGUGCAUCAUUCCAAAUGAAACUAAAACACCUGGUGCCAUGGAGCACGAGCUGGUGCUGCAUCAGCUGCGCUGUAACGGCGUGCUGGAAGGGAUCAGGAUUUGCAGGAAAGGAUUUCCCAACAGAGUCCUGUAUGCAGAUUUUAAACAAAGAUACAAAGUAUUAAAUGCCAGUGCUAUCCCAGAGGGACAGUUCAUUGACAGCAAGAAGGCUUGUGAGAAACUACUUGGAUCAAUUGAUAUAGACCAUACUCAAUACAAAUUUGGUCACACUAAGGUGUUCUUCAAAGCUGGGCUGGUGGGCCUCUUGGAAGAGAUGAGGGAUGAGAAGCUGGCACAGCUCAUCACCCGCACCCAGGCCAGGUGCAGGGGAUUCCUGAUGAGGGUGGAGUACCAGAGAAUGGUGGAGAGGAGGGAAUCCAUCUUCUGCAUCCAGUACAACAUUCGUGCAUUCAUGAAUGUUAAACACUGGCCAUGGAUGAAGCUGUUCUUUAAGAUCAAGCCCUUGCUGAAGAGUGCUGAAUCUGAGAAGGAAAUGGCCAACAUGAAACAAGAGUUUGAGAAAACCAAGGAGGAACUUGCGAAGUCUGAGGCAAAACGGAAGGAGCUGGAGGAGAAAAUGGUGAAACUGGUACAGGAGAAAAAUGACCUGCAGCUUCAGGUUCAGUCUGAAGCUGAUGCUUUGGCUGAUGCUGAGGAAAGGUGUGACCAGCUCAUCAAAACCAAAAUCCAACUCGAAGCCAAAGUUAAGGAAGUGACUGAGAGGGCUGAGGAUGAAGAGGAAAUUAAUGCUGAGCUGACAGCAAAGAAGAGAAAACUGGAGGAUGAAUGUUCAGAGCUGAAGAAAGACAUUGAUGACCUUGAGCUAACACUGGCCAAGGUGGAGAAGGAAAAACAUGCCACUGAAAACAAGGUAAAAAACCUGACCGAGGAGAUGGCAGCCCUGGAUGAGACCAUUGCCAAGCUGACAAAAGAGAAGAAAGCCCUCCAAGAGGCCCAUCAGCAGACCCUGGAUGACCUGCAGGCAGAGGAGGACAAAGUCAAUACUCUGACCAAACCCCGUGACCUGGAAGAGGCCACGCUGCAGCACGAAGCCACGGCUGCCGCCCUGCGCAAGAAGCACGCGGACAGCACAGCUGAGCUGGGGGAGCAGAUCGACAACCUGCAACGCGUGAAGCAGAAGCUGGAGAAGGAGAAGAGCGAGAUGAAGAUGGAGAUUGAUGACUUGGCCAGUAACAUAGAGUCUGUCUCCAAAGCCAAGGCAAAUCUGGAGAAGAUGUGCCGCACUCUGGAAGACCAGCUGAGUGAAUAUAAAACAAAGGAGGAGCAGAAUCAGCGCAUGAUUAGUGAUCUUAGUGCUCAAAGAGCUCGUCUGCAGACAGAAUCUGGUGAAUAUGGACGUCAGGUAGAGGAAAAAGAUGCUUUAAUUUCUCAGCUGUCUAGAGGGAAACAGGCUUUUACCCAGCAGAUUGAAGAACUGAAGCGGCAACUAGAAGAAGAGAUAAAGGCCAAGAACGCCCUGGCCCACGCCCUGCAGUCCGCUCGCCACGACUGUGACUUGCUCCGGGAACAAUAUGAGGAGGAGCAGGAGGCCAAGGGGGAGCUGCAGAGAGCCCUGUCCAAGGCCAACAGUGAAGUGGCCCAGUGGAGAACCAAAUACGAGACGGACGCGAUUCAGCGCACGGAGGAGCUCGAGGAGGCCAAGAAGAAGCUGGCCCAACGUCUGCAGGAUGCAGAGGAACAUGUUGAGGCUGUCAAUGCCAAAUGUGCCUCCCUGGAAAAGACAAAGCAGAGGCUGCAGAAUGAAGUGGAGGACCUGAUGAUUGAUGUGGAGAGAUCCAAUGCUGCCUGCGCUGCUCUGGAUAAGAAGCAGAAGAACUUUGACAAGAUCCUGGCAGAAUGGAAGCAGAAGUAUGAGGAAACGCAGGCUGAGCUGGAGGCCUCCCAGAAGGAGUCGCGCUCUCUCAGCACGGAGCUGUUCAAGAUGAAGAAUGCCUAUGAGGAGUCCUUGGACCACCUGGAGACAAUGAAGCGGGAGAACAAGAACUUGCAGCAGGAGAUUUCCGACCUCACGGAGCAGAUUGCCGAGCAAGGAAAGGCAAUUCAUGAGCUGGAGAAAGUCAAGAAGCAGGUUGAGCAGGAGAAAUCUGAAAUCCAGGCUGCUCUGGAGGAAGCAGAGGCCUCCCUGGAACAUGAAGAGGGGAAGAUCUUGCGGCUGCAGCUUGAGCUCAACCAGGUGAAGGCUGAGAUUGACAGGAAGAAAGGCAUGAAGGGGGAAGACUUUGCUCAGGUAGAAGGCUUAUUAUGGCAGGUUUUAGAAUUCAUCUCUUGCCAUGUCCUUCCUUUUACACAGAACACCAGUUUGAUCAACACCAAGAAGAAGCUGGAAACAGACAUUGCCCAGAUCCAGGGAGAAAUGGAAGAUAUGGUCCAGGAAGCCCGCAAUGCUGAGGAGAAGGCCAAGAAGGCCAUCACAGAUGCGGCCAUGAUGGCAGAAGAGCUGAAGAAGGAGCAGGACACCAGUGCCCACCUGGAGAGGAUGAAGAAGAACCUGGACCAGACAGUGAAGGACCUGCAGCACCGUCUGGAAGAGGCUGAGCAGCUGGCACUGAAGGGAGGGAAGAAGCAGAUCCAGAAGCUGGAGGCCAGGGUGCGGGAGCUGGAAGGGGAGGUUGAUGCUGAGCAGAAGCGCAGCGCUGAAGCCGUGAAGGGUGUGCGCAAGUACGAGCGGAGGGUGAAGGAACUGACCUACCAGUCUGAGGAAGACAGGAAGAAUAUUCUCAGGCUGCAGGAUCUGGUGGACAAGCUGCAAAUGAAAGUGAAAUCCUACAAGAGACAAUCUGAAGAGGCUGAGCAGCUGUCCAAUGUCAACCUGUCCAAGUUCCGCAAGAUCCAGCACGAGUUGGAGGAAGCCGAGGAGCGGGCUGACAUUGCAGAGUCACAGGUCAACAAGCUCCGAGCCAAGAGCCGGGAGUUCCACAGGAGGAUAGAAGAGGAAGAGUGAGAAUGUCCCGAGGCAGCAAAGUGACCUGAGGGGCUGCACAAAAUGUGAACCCCUUGGUCACUUUCCUUCUGCCAUGAAUCUUUGUGCCCACCUCAGUGUCUAGUGAAUAAAGGUUGUAGUAGAUUCCUCUGCAUGCA